Molecule: messenger RNA, 2294 nt
Organism: Aspergillus versicolor CBS 583.65
Lineage: Eukaryota; Fungi; Ascomycota; Eurotiomycetes; Eurotiales; Aspergillaceae
Product: putative MFS transporter
Exons: 8
Coding region: 380-2020 (546 amino acids)
Cellular component (GO): membrane
Source: RefSeq, a predicted model, not a curated record
CCACUUUGCCUUUCCUGAUCACUCUCGGACUUCCUCGAGGUCGCUCGCUGUCUGUCGCUCUAUUCUCUCCACUCUCUACUUUCCAAUUACUCCGAUGUGAUUAUUAUUACUUAUUUACACUGCCAUCUUCAGUCAAUCUUUACAUGCUGUUUCCUAUGUCUGACCUUGUCCUUCACAACCUCAUUAAUCGCUGAUUGCGUGCUGCGCUCCUCCCGAUAACGGCUAUAUCUGUUACCAUCCAUCCCCCACGCGACCGUCGACUUCGUGCUGUGGCUAGCUGACCUCGCGGGGAACCCUAUCCUCCCCCUUAUCGAUUCCGCACCUAUAUGAUAUAUUAGACAAUAUACACUCUUUCGGGUAACUGUACCCAACAGACGACAUGGCGGAUACGGGGCUAAAAGCAAAGCGGCUUGUCUCCAUUGUCGCCGCGACAAUGGUGGCUCUUGCUUGUGGAACAAAUUAUGCAUACUCGGCCUGGUCGCCCCAGUACGCAGAGAAGAUGAAGCUUUCAUCCACCCAAACCAACCUCAUAGGAGCAGCAGCAAACCUGGGAAUGUAUGCCUGCGGUAUGCCAAUGGGUCUUUUGACGGACAACCGGGGCCCGCGACUCACUACUUUAAUCGGAGCUGUCGCUCUCGGAGUGGGCUACUUCCCGCUGCAUCUCGCUUAUAAUGGUGGCCAAGGGUCGAUGGGUGUUUUCUUCCAGGCCUUCUUCUCGUUCCUGACUGGUUUCGGGAGCUGCUCUGCCUUUGGCGCUUCAAUCAAGACUGCUGCAACAAACUUCCCCGAACACCGUGGAACGGCUACGGCAUUCCCUCUUGCCGCGUUUGGUCUGAGCGCUUUCUUCUGGUCGACGUUGUCGGCUGUUCUGUUCAAUGGCGAUCCUGGCCGAUUCCUUCUCCUGCUGUCCCUUGGGACUUCUGUCAUGAACCUUGUCUCUUUUCCUUUUAUGCGACUUUUGGCGCCCCUCCCCCCUACUGGGCCAUAUGCCCCAGUGUCUGCACGCCGCUCCGUGGAAUCCAGGCCGCUGCGAAGGCCCAAGUCUACCGAACUGCACUCCCAUAUUGGAGACUCUAGCGACGCAGGUAUGCAUUCCACCACCAUUUUCUCCCAAUCCGACAUCCACUCCAGAUCAUACUCAACUGCCUCAAAAGCCCAAGCCCAUGGGAACGGUGCAGAUAUCGACGAACUUUCGUCCUUGGUUUCGAAAACCCCGUCGCGAACGUCCCAGGAUUAUUUCCAUGAGCGUGACCCAGAGGAGGAUGAUGAUGGCCUGUCUGAUGUUGUUCCCGACCCACAUCAACCAGACAUCAGAGGUUUGGCAAUGCUCAAUAAGGUCGAGUUCUGGCAACUCUUCCUGACAAUGGCGCUUCUUUCUGGUAUUGGUCUGAUGACCAUUAACAAUAUUGGAAACAAUGUCAAAUCUCUCUGGCAACAUUACGACGACAGCGCGUCGUCACAAUUCAUACAGCAACGACAGGUCAUGCACGUGUCCAUUCUGUCAUUCGGGAACUUCGCUGGCCGUCUCUUGAGUGGUAUUGGAUCUGAUAUCCUUGUUAAGAAGUUUAACAUGUCACGAUUUUGGUGCUUGUUUCUGUCCUCGGUGGUUUUCACGCUCACACAGGUCGCGGGCGGCUCGAUUGUCAACCCGAACCAGCUGGCUAUUGUAUCGGCUUUAACUGGAAUCGCCUACGGUUUCCUCUUCGGCGUUUUCCCUUCGUUGACCGCUCACACUUUCGGCAUCAACGGUCUUUCUCAGAACUUUGGUGUGAUGACCCUCGCGCCGGUAUUUAGCGGUAAUGUUUUCAACCUGCUUUACGGUGUCAUUUUCGAUCUCCACUCCAUUGUCGACAAGGAUGGAGACCGGGAUUGUCCCGACGGGCUCUCCUGCUACCAGGCCGCGUACUACAUGACCUUUUUCUCUGGGGUUGCUGGUAUCGUCGUUUGUGUAUGGAGCAUUUGGCGUGAUGGGAAGCGUGGACAGGUCGAUGCAAAACUUGAACAUGAUAGAAUCGCCUGAUCGCCACGUUUGAAUAUGAUACCUGGUACAUGGACCGCAUGGUUGAACGAAGGAUAUAUAGAAGACUUUCACGUUUUUCCUUCGUGGCGUCUUGUAUCGGACUUGGUGGUUUUGAAUUGGUUCGCCGGAGAUGAGACUAUGCAUUUCUGCCCUAUUUAACAUCUAAUUGGCAUUUCCUUGCAGCUUUACUUAGACAUCUGACUGUAUAUAGUUGGCAGUACCACAUUUAUUGAGACUGUCUUGAACUAGAUCACUACACUUUCCUUAUUCCACC